GAGAGAAAACAUUAAGACAAAAAAGAGUCUCAAUAACAUCAAACAAGAAGUAACAAUUUGAAUUUAUAAAAACAUUUCGUUGACAAUCAAACGAAAUGAUUAACAUUUAUCAUCGUAAACUGUGAAUUGUGACUAAAAAAAGUGAAACAACAAUUAAAACAAAACGAAAAUCAAUUAACAACAAUCACUUUUCACUCGAUUAAUUAUCCCUCUCAUUUGUUUGUUUCUUUCUUUUCUCUUGGCGCCUUCGCAAAGUUUUCCCUCUUUUUCCCUCGUCAAGAGAAGGGAAAAAAAGAAUAGACAGUAAAUCGAAAGAGAACAUCAGAGGGGAAAAAGAAUAGGAGGUAACAUGUUAUUGUGAUUCUCUUUCGUUUAUUUUCAUAUCUUGUUGAAUUCUGGUUGUUUAUGUUUUCUUUUUGUUUCUCAUCUUGAUUUGAAUUUUUCUUCUUACAAUUUAUUGUUGGUUAAUUGUUAAUUCUUUUUCUAUUUGUCUUCUUGUUCGAGUCAAAAUGAGUGAUAAUCGAGUGGAAAAUGCAUUGGAAAUUCCAUCUCUGGUCCAUCGUUUAUGUUCAAAAUUACUUCCAUGUAAUUCUGACAAGGUUUCUACAAUUUAUUCCACUACAAUGUCACUUAUUUACAAUGAAAAUCAAAACAUGAACCUCGAUGAUAUUGAAGAGCUUUAUUUCAUUAUGAGAAUCAAGAGAUUACUUGUUCGCAAUAAUAAAGAAAGUGAUGCUCUCAGGUUUGAAGAGCUUUAUUAUAAACUGAAAAGAGUUGGUACCUGUAGAAAUCCUAUUGCUAUGGUUGUAUUUUUAUACGAAAUGUCCACUUUAAACAAGAAUAAGGAUGAGAAAUUGGAUCUUCACGGUCAAGAUAUUGCAAGUAUGUCCAAUCGGUUUGGAGGUACUAGUAACAUGGCUUUUAAUAAUAUUCCUGGUAUGAUGCUGAAUGGUAUGAAUGGUGAUAACCAUAGACAGCACUCUCCUAUCGUCCCUAUGGCACCGGAUAUCAUGCCAAUCAUGGACGGUGGUAACAAUUUACCAGGACAUCAUAAUCAAGCCUCCGGUGGAGGUUAUUUAAGAAACAGAACAAAUAAUGUUAAAGCUCAAAGACCCUUCUCCUUACAAAUAGAUGACAAAGACACUGGGAAAAUUUAUUCGGAAAUUGAUCUGUUUCGUGAGAUACUUUUCGCCUUUCAAGGUUUAAACGGUCGUAUACUAGUCCAAGAUCCUGCAAACGAUGGCAGGUACAAGAUUAAUCCUCAAUAUAAUAUCGGUAUCUGUGAACGACAAAUGGUCCAUCGUCUUACUAACAUUGGUUGGUUAUUCAAUAAGGUUAACAAAUAUUGUGAACACACCAUCAAAAAUGAGACACUUGGUUAUGUGUGCCAAAGUUUUGCCUCAGCCUUACAUGAGGAAGUCUUGAAGUUUUAUCGACUUGUAACUAUCAUCGAGCAAGAGUUACACUUCUCAGCUAUGGAUCCAGAUUCUGCUGCAGGUCUAACACUACUUGGAUUACACGCUCGAACAUAUCCCACAGCAUGUUUAUUAAAAGUUCUCACCAAUUUGAUUGAAAAUUGUCGCAAUAAACGUGGCGGUGCCUUGAUCAAAGAAGUUCACAAAUAUAAUCAACACGGUGAUCAAACCGUUCGAAGUUGUAUGACACAGAUUUUACGUCAAGUUGUUCUUCCAAUUCGCCAAAUGCUCAGCCAAUGGAUUUUCCAUGGAGAAAUAGAUGAUCCAUAUAAAGAAUUUUUCAUAAUCGCCUCACGUCCAACAUCCGAAAGUCAAGAUCCAAUGUGGCAUGAAAAGUAUCAACUUAAUCGAUCGAUGUUUCCUGGUUUCAUUGACCUCGAACAAGGGAAAAAAAUUCUUGCCACAGGCAAAGCGGUUAAUUUAUUGAAACAAGUUUUCGAGGAUACAUCUUGUGUUCCUGGUUAUGACAUUUUAAGACGAACCUUUGAAUCAACCGAAGUUGGCCUACUAUUUAACGAUAAUCGUCGAAAUGGUCAAGAAGGAGAGUUUCAAAAACUAUUGACAAGAGCUUAUCACGAGACCAGUAAACGAGCAUUAGAAUUACUUUUUGAUAGCUAUCAUUUUAUGGAUCAUUUGAAAGGACUUCGUAAAUUCAUGUUACUUGGACAAGGUGAUUUUAUCCGUCAUCUAAUGGACCUUUCGGUGAAAAAGCUUGAAGAACCUGCACAAAACUUGAAACCUCUCGAAUUGAAGAGUUUACUUAACACUGCAAUUCGAGCGACAAAUGCUCAAUUUUUAGAUGAAGAUGUUACCGAAAGGGUUGACGUUCGUUUCUCCGAUUCUCUUCAAGAAACUGGUUGGGACAUUUUCAUGUUAGACUACAGGACAAGUGGACCCAUUAAAAUAAUUCUUAACUCACAAAUAAUGCAAAACUAUCGGUCUUUAUUCAAAUACUUGUGGCGCUCAAAGAGGAUGGAAUAUGUUCUCGUUUCCUUGUGGAAGCAACAAAUUAUCCAUGCUCGAAGUGCGAAAAUAAUACCCAAGUUAAGGCCCGUCUUCCAUAUCAGUCAAAUACUCCACGCAGAGAUGAUGCAUUUUAUUCAACAAAUGCAAUAUUAUAUUGAAUUCGAGGUGAUGGAAUGUUCAUGGGAUGAAUUAAUUCGUAAAAUGGAGAAAGCAUCUGAUAUCGAUCAACUAAUCGAAGCUCAAGAGAAAUUUCUUUCCACGGUUAUAUCACGAUCCAUGUUGGAUGCUGAAUCGCAAAGUUUAUCUGAACAAUUGCGAGCAAUUUACGAUAUGAUAAUCCAAUUUCAAGGCGUAGAAGAAAAUCUUUUCAAAGCGAUCGACAAUGAGAUCAGUGAAAGGUCUCAUUUUGAAAAGCAACGACGAUUAACCCAAGAAAAUUUGGAACUUACAAUUCGCAAAGAUUCCGAAAGACGUAAAACUUUUGAAUAUCAUAAAAUUCCCGAUUUCAAGUUGAAAAUUCAACUUUUGGGUAAAACCUACGAAAGUAUGGUACAGAAGUUUCUUCUUCUCCUCGCCGUUCACCAAGAUGCCGAUCUAAGAUUUCUCAGUUUUCGACUUGACUUUAACGAACAUUAUGCCAGAAGAAAUCCUCAUCUUGAGACAUCUUUCACCUAUUCCAAACAUCGGUCUUCCUUGGAUUCUUCGAUAAUCCAACUUCGAAGUGUAUAAAAACAAAUCAUGAUAAUCAACCAAAUUCUAAUAAUAAAGAGAAAUAAUUUAUUAUUUUAAAAGGUAAACGAAAUAAAA
Panonychus citri (citrus red mite) is the source of this 3248-nucleotide messenger RNA. RefSeq names its product gamma-tubulin complex component 3-like. The transcript has 3 exons. Gene Ontology annotation, molecular function: microtubule minus-end binding; gamma-tubulin binding. Gene Ontology annotation, biological process: microtubule nucleation; mitotic cell cycle; cytoplasmic microtubule organization. Gene Ontology annotation, cellular component: spindle pole; equatorial microtubule organizing center; centrosome. The coding region runs from base 510 to 3170 and encodes 886 amino acids. The record is from RefSeq and is a predicted model, not a curated record. NCBI's taxonomy places the organism in Eukaryota, Metazoa, Arthropoda, Arachnida, Trombidiformes, Tetranychidae.